Molecule: messenger RNA, 2712 nt
Organism: Penicillium paradoxum
Lineage: Eukaryota; Fungi; Ascomycota; Eurotiomycetes; Eurotiales; Aspergillaceae
Product: snoRNA-binding rRNA-processing protein NOP14
Exons: 2
Coding region: 1-2712 (903 amino acids)
Biological process (GO): maturation of SSU-rRNA
Cellular component (GO): small-subunit processome; Noc4p-Nop14p complex; nucleolus
Source: RefSeq, a predicted model, not a curated record
AUGCCGCCCUCUCAGCUGAAGCAGCUGAAGGCCUCCCUCCGUGAAAAUGGAGUUCUUGGUCCUCAGAAAUCUAAGAAAGAAAAACGCCAAAAUGCGAAGACCGGCGUCGGUGCGAAGAAUCGCAACCAACGCGAGAUAGCCUUGCAAGCAAUCCGAGACCGAUUCAACCCUUUCGAGAUCAAAACUACCAACAAAUCAAGCAAGUUCGAUGUCACAACCCGAGAUGGCAACACGACUGCCGGAGGUGGCGCUCGCCCGGGUGUUACCAAAUCACUGGGUGAAGAAAGACGACGCGCCACUCUUUUGAAAGAAAUGAACAGUCGAAACAAGAUUGGUGGACUAGUCGAUCGCCGGUUUGGUGAGAAUGAUCCUACCAUGACACCAGAGGAACGGGCCGCCGAAAGAUUCGCCAGGGAAAACCAAAGGAAGAUGCGGAAAGAGUCCAUGUUCAACCUCGAGGACGAUGAAGAUGAGAUGCAGCUUACUCACAUGGGUCAAUCUUUAUCGUUCGAUGGACCGAAUCAAGACGACUUCGAGGCGGGCGAUUUGGAGGGCGCAGAGUCCGACGAUGAGAUGUCGCGGAAGCGGAAACGACUCGAAGAUGGCGAUGAGGCUCAGGAACAGGAGGACUUCAUCGACUAUGGAGAUGAAGAGCAACCAGGGCGCAAAAAGACCAAGGCCGAGGUUAUGAAAGAAGUCAUUGCCAAGUCUAAGUUCUACAAAGCGGAACGGCAACAGGCCAAAGAUGACGAUGAAGCUCUAAGAGAGGAGUUGGAUAAACAACUUCCUGAUCUUUUCGAUGCUCUGCGGGGCAUGAAGCCUGCAGCAAAGCCAGAGGCGGCACCCAAGCAGGAUUUCUCAGAGAUGAACCCAGAGCGAGCUGCCAUGCUUGAACAGUCGCAGAACAAGGAUCCAGAGAAAGAAUAUGAUCAGCGGCUCAGGCAGAUGACAUUCGAUCAGCGGUCAAAACCCACAGAUCGCACAAAGACGGAGGAGGAGAAGGUGGAGGAAGAGGCAGAACGGCUCAGGAAACUUGAGAGUGAUCGCCUUCGGCGGAUGCGUGGAGAGCUGCUCAGUGACGACGAGGAGGAUAAUAUGGAUCUGGACGAAAUGCGUGAGGAUGAUGAGUCGGAAAUCGACGACGCUACGCAUUUUGGCCUUCCAGCCUAUCCUACCGAACGGCCUGAACUCGGUGUUGAAGAUGAAGACGAUUUCAUCAUCGACGAAGAUCUAGUUGAGACCGAUUCAAACGCUAGCCUCGACAUGGGUGAUAGUGACGCGGAAGAGGAGGAGGAGGAUGUGUCGAGUGAUGAGUCUGAAGGACCAGAUGGAGAGGACGAGCUCAUCAACGGAAUGACGUUACCAACAGAUGAUGAUGCCGCUGGCGCUUCGACUGCUGCUGAGAUCAGCAAGGGAGCAAACGGACAGCUAGCAUUCACGUAUCCUUGUCCAAAGGACCACGCAAGCUUCUUGGCUAUUAUCAAGAACGUGCCUGUCGAGGAAAUCCCAACAGUCAUCCAGCGUAUUCGAGCAUUGCAUCAUCCCCGCCUUAAGCCUGGCAACAAGGACAAGCUUGGUCGGUUCGCUGAAGUCCUUGUUGAACAUGUUUCUUACAUGAGCAACGAGACCGAGCAACCUCCAUUUGCCAUUGUUGAGAAUAUCAUUCGUCAUAUUCAUUCUUUGGCUAAGACCCAUCCUUUGAACGUGACAAUCGCAUGUCGUGCGCGUCUUCGUGAGAUUGGCAAGGAGCGCCCACUCGGUUUGCUUCCUGGCGAUCUCAUCUUGCUUACCGGCAUCUCAACCUUCUUCCCCACAUCAGAUCAUUUCCACACGACGGCCACACCCGCUCAUCUCUGCUUGGCGCGGUACCUGGGUCAGUGCACUACCACCUCCCUCAAGGACCUUGCAAGUGGUGCAUUUGCUUCAAGUCUUUGCCUCCAAUACCAGGCCGCUUCGAAGAGAUACAUGCCCGAGUUUAUCAACUACACUUUGAAUGCUCUCUGCAAUCUUGCCCCUACGGAGCCGACUGUGAAGUUCGGAGCCUUCCCUUACAGAAAGUCACUGGAAUCUGUUCAGCUGGCAUCCUCCAAGAAGGUCACGCCUCGUAAACUGCAAUUCCGCGAUGUGACCAUGUCUCCAUCUGAUCCCCAGGCGCAGGAAGAACUCAAAAUUUCUCUCUUGGUUACUUUUGUAUCCCUCCUUGGCUCUGCUUCCGAUACGUGGGCCGAGAAGUCCGCAUUCACCGAGAUUUUCACACCGGCCCGUGCCGUUCUGCAAUACCUCCGCCAAGCCCUUAAGGGCAAGGUAUAUGCGGCAGCCCGGGAGCCCGUUCAGAGCACCCUGGACAAGAUCGAUUCCCACCUUGCGCAGGCUCGUCUUGUUCGCCGCCCGCUGUUCUUGCAUGACCACAAACCCCUGGCCAUCAAGACAGCCAUUCCGAAGUUCGAGGAAAACUUCAACCCAGACAAGCACUACGAUCCCGAUCGCGAGCGUGCCGAGUCCAAUCGCCUCAAGAAGGAGCUCAAGCGCGAGCGCAAGGGUGCCAUGCGCGAGCUCCGCAAGGAUGCCAGCUUUAUUGCUCGCGAAAAGCUGCGCGAGAAGAAAGAACGCGAUUCGGAGUACGAGAAGAAGUACAAGCGCCUUGUUGCAGAAAUUCAAAGCCAGGAGGGUCGUGCCGCCAACGAGUACGAGCGAGAGCGUGGCAGGCGGUAA